AUGGCUGUGUCACUCUCCUCCUCCUUGGGGACCCCCCACGCCAAGUACAGCGCCAUCGCCAAGUUGCCCAACCAAGACCGCCAUGUGGAAAAGAAGACGGUCAGUGUUGGCUCCAACGGGGACCUGCCUUCACUUCUUCACUUCCUUCCUUACUUCUCUGCGGUGUUUUUAUUCGGCGCUAGGGAACUGCCGUUCAUGUUUGGUGCCUGGUGCCUAUCGCCAGGUCUGGCCGGGAUGCCUAUCACAAACUACUUCAAGACACUGGUCUACGAGCUACUCAUUAUGCCAUUUGCUUUGAGAGGGGAUUCAGGUGCUUAA
Molecule: messenger RNA, 318 nt
Organism: Neurospora tetrasperma FGSC 2508
Lineage: Eukaryota; Fungi; Ascomycota; Sordariomycetes; Sordariales; Sordariaceae
Exons: 2
Coding region: 1-318 (105 amino acids)
Source: RefSeq, a predicted model, not a curated record